AUGGUGGCCGAAACCAAAAUUAGUGAUCCUUAUACGAUCUCCUACUUGCCUCGGCUAGGUGUAGAGGUUGAGGGUGGACAGAACUAUAAAGUGGCAAAUAUUGAGUCCAAAGAUAACAAUUUCAUAGAUAUAGCCAUAAGUGGGUCUUUUGUAGGAACGUACAUCCUAAAACCCACUCCAAAGUUGAUCUGGUCCCAUGGUUUGAGUCCGAGCACUAAAGUUAAUAGCAUUAAUGUGGUCCAAAAUCAAGAUAUCUCUGAAGGAUCCAAGAAUUAUUUGGUUGGCCUGUCAGAGAAAAAGAAGCAUUCCCUUUCCUUAUUCAAGUACCAAGAAUCAACCAAUGAGCAAAUGUUGGAAGUUGCCACUGAUGACGCAGUUGUGGAAAUUGAAGAGUUAUACAGGAAUUCCAACAUUGUUUUUGGUUUGGAACAAUCAGGUAAAGUUGUACUGUAUGACAUUAGUGUGAAUAUAACACCAAUCGCUACGUUGAAACCCACCAUAGGUUCUGAGGUGAGAGUUGUAUUUCACAAAUUCAUACCAGAUGGAAAAGGGUUUUUGCUGAUUGUGGAAAGAGUCAACCAAUCUCUGUCUGUAAGGCUCGUUGGUUUGGACACAACUUCUGCUUUCAACGCUUCCACCCAUCAGCUUGACGGCUUGAAUGCUGAAAUUUUUGAAUACAAUGAUGGUAAUUUACUAGCACUAGAUGCUAAAUCAAAAGAACUGUCCUUUUUCUCUCUACCAGAGUUACAAAAAGUGAAGACUAUUAGCCUGUCAAACGUUUUGGAGAGUGCUUCUUCUGAUAAUUUAUUGUGGUCACUCAAGUCUGUGGCUCCUAACAGAGUACUGCUUUCCUUCAAAAACGACAUUUACCUUUUGGAUACCAAGUACCAAUCAUUACUAGCCACUUUCUCCACUACAUCCCAUAAAUCUAUUACUCUAUUGAACAGUCCCUCCCAAGUGAGUGGGGAUACUCCAACGACUAGAGAAACUUUCGUUGUGGCCGCCGUGAAAAAUAGCAAAGAAAACCUUAGCAAACUAAAGCAUUACACAGUUGACGUUGGAACGGGCAAACUAAGUGAUUCUGUGGGAAAAAGUCUGAACAGUAAACCAUCCGAAUUGUUCACUGCAAUCCCAUUCUUGAGUCCGAGUUUCAACCCUUCGAACGAGACUAGGGUAUUGAAUGCCGAGUUGAAAAAAGUUUAUGAACAUUUGGUAACAGCUUCUGCCUCCAAGGACGUGAAAGCGUGGGAGAAAAUAUGCGUUCCCUUUUUAAGGAAUACUCCCCUGGAUAAAAUUUUAAAGGGCAAGGCGAAUACUAAAUCCAUUAAAACAGAUAACGAGUUUCAUGUUCAUGAGCCAAAGACUGACCGUGUGGUGGAUUAUACUUUUAUUGGACUAAUUUGUUCAUUGAUUUUCGAUGACCUCGACUUGGAUGCUUUUAAUCCUGAAAGGUCUCUAACUUAUCUGCUGACUCAUCCCCUAUUCCCCAAAGAGUUCACAGAAGGCUUACUGGAGAAGUUAAAACCGCAUCCGAGAUUAUUCAGACAGGCUAUUGUGACCUGUCCAAAUAUAGCUUGUAUUGAUUUGAUUUACCAAUUGCAUGGCGUUGAGAAUGAUGAAAUAGUCAAGGACUUACUCGUAAGAUUAUCUGACGAGUUCAAAAGUGAAACUAUUACUCAGGAGACUGCCAAAUUAGCCAACACCAAAAACAAAGAUGAAUUUGACCUUAAUAUUGUUAUCAGUAAGAUUAUGAGGCUAAACUUUGGUUAUGAAGUUCUUAAUGCAUUUGUUGAUUCUAACGGUUUGGCCUUGAGUUUGAACUUAUCCUCUACAGAAUCCAACUUGUCUAAGCUAAUUGACCAAGUGAACGGCAGAAUUGAGACUUUGAUCGAAAACUCUGAAAUUUUGACACUAGUUAACCAGUCACUAAUUCAUUACUCCAAGAUCAAGCAAUCAAAGAAGGAAAUGAAUGGCUCCAUAGUUGAGAGCAACGGUCCUGUUUCUGUUGUUAUCGAUGAGUCUCGUAGCAAGAUCGAUAACAUGCUGGAUAUUAGCGGUAAGUCGACCAAGGCCAUCAAGGUAGCUUCACCGUCUUUCAUUCCGUCUUAUCAGUAUGAACAGUUAAAGUUAUAG
Molecule: messenger RNA, 2133 nt
Organism: Komagataella phaffii GS115
Lineage: Eukaryota; Fungi; Ascomycota; Pichiomycetes; Pichiales; Pichiaceae
Product: Component of the U2 snRNP
Exons: 1
Coding region: 1-2133 (710 amino acids)
Molecular function (GO): protein binding
Source: RefSeq, a predicted model, not a curated record